This is a messenger RNA of Danio aesculapii, 980 nucleotides long. Its product is annotated as protein TANC2-like. The transcript is spliced from 7 exons. The record is from RefSeq and is a predicted model, not a curated record. Lineage: Eukaryota; Metazoa; Chordata; Actinopteri; Cypriniformes; Danionidae. Bases 84 to 980 code for a protein of 298 amino acids.
GAAACAGUGGCAGUGACUCCGUGGAGGGCGAGUGUGUGUUCGAGGGGGAUUACGCUGUCCCUCCUCUCCCGGUGACCGAGGGCAUGCAGCACAUUCGGAUCAUGGAGGGCGUGACGCGCUCUCUCCCCUCCUCUCCUCUGCUGUCCCAUCAGGCCCUCAACAUGCGUCUGCAACCCAUCAAGAGACUGCCAGGGGAUGAAGGGCAGAAUUUGGGUCCUCCUCCUUCUGUAGACGAGGCUGCAAACACACUGAUGACGCGACUGGGGUUCUUGCUCGGGGAUAAAGUGAAUGAAGGGCCUGCUGGAGCACAAUACAACAUGGAGGAGCAAGAUGAGCCUCAGUGCCUCUCCAUGACCCAGAGGAUCAGCCCCUGCUCCAGUCUGGCCAGCAGCACAGCCUCUCCUCCUGCUGGAAGCCCCUGCUCCACUCUGCCUGCUGGAGCCCCGGGUAAUAUGAGCACCCGAGACUGUGCUUACGGCUCCAUCACCAGUCCAACAUCCACACUGGAGAGCCGGGACAGCGGCAUUAUAGCAACGCUCACGAGUUACUCAGAGAAUGCGGAGCACGGAGGCAAACACAGCGAGGGAUCGCGGGGCAGUCUGAAACUCUGGCAGGCACAAAAGUCAAUGGGGACGGACUCCUUUCUCUAUAGGGUGGAUGAAAACAUGGCCGCCUCCACAUACAGCCUCAAUAAAAUCCCUGAGAGGAGCCUGGAGCACUCGGUGUCUCACUCCGCUCACUCCAUCCCGCUCUACCUCAUGCCCCGGCCCAACUCUGUGGCUGCCACCAGUUCGGCUCACCUGGAGGAUCUUGCGUAUCUGGAUGAGCAGAGACAGGCUCCGCUGCGCACGUCUUUGAGAAUGCCACGUCAGAACUCCGGUUCCAGCCGAUCCGGACAAGCAGACAUGAGAGUGAAACCUGUGCCUCAUUUUAAGGAUGAACCCUUUAAAGGACGCAUUCAAGGAAGGAAUCACGUUUGA